This is a messenger RNA of Manis pentadactyla (Chinese pangolin), 3679 nucleotides long. It is a transcript of the gene ZNF331, whose product is annotated as zinc finger protein 331. Gene Ontology annotation, molecular function: DNA-binding transcription repressor activity, RNA polymerase II-specific. The record is from RefSeq and is a predicted model, not a curated record. NCBI's taxonomy places the organism in Eukaryota, Metazoa, Chordata, Mammalia, Pholidota, Manidae. Gene Ontology annotation, biological process: negative regulation of transcription by RNA polymerase II.
GGGCUGGCCCUGAGGAGAUGACGUCGUUCCGCUCACGCUGGAUCCUGGCGGCUCCAGGGCCCGGACCGUCGCCGCUGAGGCGCGGGGCCGGCUGUGAGCGAUAAAGCCCCGCCCUUCCCUCCCGUGGUGGGUCCCAGCGUCGCCGUGAAAGGUUUUGCAUCUUGAUGCCGGGGUUCUUGUUUGCAGAAUCGAAGAAUGAACUUCGCAAACACUCAAGGAACCAGGGCUUUUUGGAGAAGUGAUCGAUUCUGCAUCUGGAAGAGAGAAAGAAUAAAGUGAGCCUGGGAAAGCUGGCUGGGUCCAAAAGCAAGAAAGUGUUCAAUAGCGGAUGGAAUCCAAUCAGAAGAAAACAACUGUGCUGUGAAAAGGAAGUCAUUGCUAUUACUGUGAACAUUUGAACCAUCAUUAAGGAAAAUUUCUGUAAUGUGGAACACACUGAUUCAAUUAAAAACCCACAGCUUCAUAAUAAUAAUCUAAAAAGAAAAUGCCAAAAAUAACAUUUAUCAGCAUGCAGGGUAGUUUUUAAAACAACUGAUUACUUCAGAAAUUGUUAAAGAAGCAUAUAUCCUGUCUUUGAAAUGGGAUCAGUAUUAGAGUGUAACCACACAAGUUCCACUUUAUAAGAGAAAGAUUUCUUCUAUAGAAAUAUCCCAGUUAAUGGAUAUAGAAUGAAUGUCAGAAUAAGAAAAAGAGGGUUUUUUCUUUUUUUAAUAAAAUAAUGACCUAAGGAAUAUUUGAUAAAUAAAUAAAAAUAGAAUUUAAUGCUGUCAAACAAAAAUAAUGACCUAAGGGGAAAAAAAAUCUGUCUUAAAUCAGCCGCUUCAUCACGAGUAACAUCGCACAGAUUAUAACCUAGCCACCGUCCUCUAAGGGUCCGAAAUGCACGCAGGGAGCACCGUCAUAGUCGCUUCCUGGACUCUGAAUUACAUUUCCCAGAAGUCUGCGAGGCGCGGCUCCGUUAGGAUCGUGUAGCGUUGCCUGCUGGGGGAAGUGAGUCGUCGCAAAGUCAGCGCAGCUGAUUCCCAGACUCCGGACCACAUUUCCCAGAAGCCUCUGAGGCACGACCGCGGGAGGAGCACGCUGGGAGGUGCUUCCCGCGCGGUUUCUUCAGGCUCUGGUUUCUGCCCGGCGCCAUCCCGAGCGAGCCUCAGCCCUUCUGCCCCCUUCCGACCCCCUGUGGGUCGCUGUUCCCCGAGCGGCAAGGGAUACAGGUGAACCUCAGCCAGGCAGACGAACGCCAAGUCGAGUGCAACAGCACGGCCAGCACGGGGCUUCCAGUGCCUCGCCCCAUGGAGUCAGGACCUACCAGUGUAUGACGCUCUGUCUGGAUUUCAUUGUUUGGUGACGGAAAACCCAGAGGACUGACCAAUUCUUCACUCCAAAACUAUGGCCCACGGUUUGGUGACGUUCUCUGACGUAGCCAUAGACUUCUCCCAGGAGGAAUGGGCUUGUCUGAACUCGGCACAGAGGGACCUGUACUGGGACGUGAUGCUGGAGAACUAUAGCAACCUGGUCGCCCUGGAUUUGGAGUCACCGUAUGAGACCAGGAGAUUGCCUGCAGAAAAGAGCAUCUAUUCAAAAAGAUUUCCCAAGAGGGACUCCAGAGGAAUAAGCAAGUCCCUCGGCUCUGAUUGGACACGUGAAGGUGAGUUUGAAGGACGACAGGGCCCUCAGGAGGGAAUAUUCAACCAAAUGACUGUCAACUCCGGGAAAACACCCCCUUAUAGAGAAAACACCCCUGUUAGACCACAGCAGAAGCUUCUUAACAGGGAGAACUCCCAUGCAUGUAAGGAAUGCGGCAAGGCCUUCAGCCGGGGCUACCAGCUCUCUCAGCACCAGAAGAUUCACACGGGCGAGAAGCCCUAUGUGUGCAAAGAGUGCAAGAAGGCCUUCCUGCAUGGCAAACAUUUCGCCCAGCACCAGAAGAUCCACACGGGCGAGAAGCCGUACACAUGCAACUACUGCGGGAGGGCCUUCCGGUGGCGCUCGAACCUAGUCCUUCACAAGCGGAUCCACACGGGUGAGAAGCCCUACACGUGCAAGGACUGCGGGAAGGCCUUCCGGCGCGGCAACCAGCUCACCCAGCACCAGAGGUUCCACGCCGGGGAGUACUACGGGUGUAAGGACUGCGGGAAGACCUUCGUCUUCGGCUCAACCCUCGUGCUGCACAAGAGGAUCCACACCGGCGAGAAGCCCUACGAGUGCCGGGAGUGCGGGAAGGCCUUCCGGUGGGGCUCGAGCCUGGUCGUUCACAAACGGGUCCACACGGACGAGAAGCCCUACAUGUGCAAGGACUGCGGGAAGGCCUUCCGGUGGGGCUCGAGCCUGGUCGUUCACAAACGGAUCCACACGGGCGAGAAGCCCUAUAAAUGUGCAGAGUGAGGGAAGGCCUUUAACUGUGGCUACCACCUCACCCAGCACGAGAGAAUUCACACGGGCGAAACGCCUUACAGAUGCAAGCAAUAUGGGAAGGCCUUUAUUUACGGGCCAAGCCUCGUCAAACACGAGCGGAUUCAUACAGGGGAGAAGCCCUAUGAAUGUAAAGAGUGUGGGAAGGCCCUCAGCCACGGCCAUCAGCUACAGCAUCAGAAAAUCCAUACAGGGGAGAAACCUUAUGAGCAUACAGAGUGUGGGCAGGCAUGUAGCCGUGCAGACCAUCUUAGAGAACGUCAGGCAGUUCACGCUGUCGAGAACCCUUCUGAGUACAAAGGAGGUGCCCAGGCCUCUGCAGCUCUCACCCCUCCCAUGUGAUGAGGGAGAUUCCUGACACCGUUUCACGGAAGAAGGCCUCAUGUGUCUCCUGCGUGUAGAAUAUCGGUCAUGUUAGAGUUCAGUUUGGAGGAUGGAGAGAUCAGUUUUUCUCACUGGUCACAACAUACAAAGUGUGGAUUUUUUUUAACUGGAUAGGUUCCUUUGAUGAAUGCAUUUGCUGUCAGAUUCAUUCUAGGGAAUGGCCCUGCUCAUGUAACAUACGUGGGAAAGCCUUUUGCUGUGGCCUGUCCCCUGCCUGCCAGCAUCCCCUUCCCACCGGUCAGCUGUCUGCAGGACACCAGGAAGGUCACCUGUCAUCACCCUGUGCAUUAUUUGUGAUGUGGGGAUGGUCGUACCUGCCUGGUACUGCUGUUGUGUGUGGUUACAUGUGGUAUGUAUAAACUCCUGGAAAAGUGUAUCUGGGAUGUUAUGUGAGCUCAAUAAAUAGUAGCCGUUGCGCUUAUCAUUGUGACCAUGAAUUGUUACAGGAAGACCCCCUGUGGGUAGAAAAGACUAUUGGACUUCUGGAGGAAACGUAGGAGGUUAUUGUCACAACCUUGGGGCGGGCAGUGUUUUUCAGUACACUGAAGACACAAAAUGUAGGCUGGAUUUCAUCAAAAGUACAAAGUUCUGUUCCUUGACACCACGAAGGUGGUGAAAAAGCAGAAGAUGGAGAGAUGGCAUUUCCUGGACAUAGACCUGACAGCUCAGAAAAUACAGAGCACCCACCCAACAAAGGGCUCAGAAAACAGAGACUCCCUCCAGUCAGUAGUAACGCCCAUUAAAGAGGGCAGGGGCCUGGACGACACACGUGGCCAGUGAGUGCUGAUCUGUGCAGCCCAUUUCUCAAGGAAGUGUGGCCACCCCACCAUGUGAUGUCACUGGACAGUCACCAAAAUGGCUGAAUUAAAAUUGCAUGUGAACUGGC